CCACCUCUCUCCUCGCCGUCCUCCCUUGCUUACCUUCUCUUGCUGCUCAUCGUCUAGAUAUACAAAAUGCAUAGACUACCAGUCAAACGACUGUCUCUUGCACGAAGGCUAGCAACAUCGGCAGGUUCAUUGCAUGGGAGUGCACUUGACCCCUCAGUGCAGAUUACGACGCUUCCCAACCAAGUGCGAGUGACGACCGAAGAAUCGCCAGGUCACUUUCACUCUAUUGGCGUCUACGUGGAUGCUGGGUCGAGAUACGAGAAUGAGAGGUUGUGUGGAGUGAGUCAUACGCUCGACAGGAUGGCAUACAAGAGCACUACAGCACACUCUGCACUGGACACGUCCGCCAUCCUCGACGCAACCGGCAUACAGCUCACUUGUUCCUCGUCCAGAGAGGCGAUGAUGUACCAAUCCACGCAUUUUCCUGCCGACCUCUCCACCGCUCUAUCCCUCAUCGCUUCCACCCUGCAUCAACCCCUCUUCCUCCCGCAAGAGCUAGAGGAGCAAAAGGAGGCAGCAGCAUACGAGAUCCGCGAGAUCACCGCAAAACCCGACCUCAUCCUCCCCGAACUUGUACACCAGGCUGCCUUCGGCCGGCACACACUCGGUCGUCCACUUCUUUGCCCUGAGGACAGGCUGGAACACAUCACUCCCGAGGUGUUGCGGGAAUACAUUGCCACCUGGGUCAGACCCGAGCGCAUCGUCGUCGCUGGAGCGGGCAUGCCCCAUAGGCAAUUAGUGGAGCUCGCAGAGCAGUACUUCGGAUACAUGCCCUACGUCGAACAGAACGCUGCGCCAACAGUGCGCUUCCCUCCGCCUUCAGUUCAAGCACAUCCGACCCCCCAGUCUCAGCCGCUCACUCCCCCUCCCUCUCCCUCUAUGGGCAGCGCGCCAAACCUAACUGCUCGGCUCUCCACGCUCUCCUCGCCUUCCCCCGUCCCGCCUCCUCGCGAGCCAGCGGUGCACCAACCAUCCACCAUACUCGUCCCGGAUGACACGCUCCCUUUCACGCACCUGCACCUCGCCUUCCCCUCCCUGCCCAUCUCUCACCCUUCCAUCUACGCCCUCGCCGUACUCCAAGUCCUCCUCGGCGGCGGUUCUUCCUUCUCCGCUGGCGGGCCAGGGAAAGGCAUGUAUAGCCGAUGCUACACCCAGAUCCUUAAUCGUCAUCAUUCUGUCGACGCAUGCCAGGCCUUCCACCAUAUCUAUACCGAUGCUGGCCUGUUCGGUGUCGCUGCAAGCAGCACGCAUGCGACAGCCUCUGCGCUGCCCCUUAUCAUGGGCACAUUCCUAGCCCAGCUUAUGCAGCCGGGAAACAUCCAGCCUUCCGAACUGAGCAGGGCGAAGAAUCAGCUCAAAUCGAGCAUCGCAAUGUCCCUCGAGAGCCGAGCAGUACAAGUCGAAGACCUUGGCAGGCAAGUCCAGGUGCAUGGGAGGAGAGUAGGUCCAUGGGAGUUGGACGAGAGGAUCGACGCGGUAGAGAAGGAAGACGUGGAGCGUGUAGCGAGGGAAGUCCUUUCCGGCCAGCUGGGUACAGAGGGAGGUGGGAAAGCAGGCGUGACCGUCGUUGCGAGGGGUAACGUAGACGCUCUGGGAGACGUGAGGGUCGCUCUUGGAAAGUAUGGGGUUGGAAGUGCGCGUGGUACGGGAUCGGGGCUGGGUUGGGGCUCGGGAGGCACGAAGACGGGCGCAAGAAGAUGGUUGCCUGGUCUUUAG
This is a messenger RNA of Dacryopinax primogenitus, 1716 nucleotides long. RefSeq names its product LuxS/MPP-like metallohydrolase. Bases 67 to 1716 code for a protein of 549 amino acids. NCBI's taxonomy places the organism in Eukaryota, Fungi, Basidiomycota, Dacrymycetes, Dacrymycetales, Dacrymycetaceae. The record is from RefSeq and is a predicted model, not a curated record. Gene Ontology annotation, cellular component: mitochondrion. Gene Ontology annotation, molecular function: metal ion binding. The transcript is spliced from 2 exons.